AGACUUUGACACCGUCAUCCCUACCCCUCUCAAUAGCCACUCAAGCUUUGUUAAAUCAGGAAAACAUGUGAAAUAGCCACCCAAGCACAACGGAUUCCUCCGAUCAUUCGCCUGUAUGACCGCCGUCGCUUACUUCCUUUCCCAACACCCUUCCAUCAUCACCUUCCGUUGGAGCCACAGCCAAUCAUGGGGCUCCACCUGGUCAUUCCUAGCCACCUCCAUCGCCGUGUACCUCACCCUCUCUUCCCUCUUUCACCUCUUUUUGUCCCUCCUCGUCAAACGUGGCAGGCCGGUCCCGCUCGGUCCAAUCCCGGCUCUCCAUAGCCUCAUCAUGUCAAUCGUCUCGGCCGUCAUCUUCACCGGAAUCCUCCUCUCCUCCGCCGCUGAAAUCAAGGAAACCAGAUGGUUCUGGCGCCGUUCCAAAACCCCAUUCCAAUGGCUCCUUUGUUUCCCUCUCGGAACCCGUCCCUCCGGCCGUGUCUUCUUCUGGUCCUACAUCUUUUACCUCUCUCGUUUCCUCCAUAUGUUCCGUACAUUCUUCAUAAUCUUCCGAACCCGAAGAUUAAUCUUUUUUCACCUUUUCAACAACUCCAUAUUGACGAUCAUGUCAUUUCUAUGGCUAGAGUUUUCACAGUCGUUUCAGGUUUUGGCGAUCCUGUUUACGACCCUGGUUUACUCUGUGGUUUAUGGCUAUAGAUUCUGGACGGGAAUAGGGUUACCAAGCGCUUGCUUUCCAUUCGUUUUGAAUUGCCAAAUCCUGUUGUUAGGCUUCAACCUGGUUUCCCAUGUCGGGGUUUUGGUGUUGCAUUUGGUGAAAGGUGGGUGCAAUGGGAUUGGAGCCUGGGUUUUGAACUCGGUUUUGAAUGGGGUUAUUUUGCUACUGUUUCUGAAGUUUUACGUUCAGAGCAGAAGAAAAUAUCGGAAACAAGCUGAGGAGAGGGCAAUUGUCAAAGACAAAGAUUUGAGAAAGCCACAGAUUCCUUUCUUACCAAAAUAGUUUUAUCAACAAACGUUAGUUUAAUCAAAUAAGAAAUUAAUGCAACUGUAGUUAAAAUUAGUAUUAUCUUUAUAUAUAUAAAAAAAAAAAGCAAAUAUAAUGGAUUAUUUUUAAUAGAGUUGUCCAGUGCUGUCUUGAAUUCUUUUACCAAAUAAUGAAACAAUCGAGAAAGGCAUAUCCUCUGCUGCCUCUUCAGUAAUCAGGAUGCUGCUGUUGCUAAAAUUGAUCGUUUUGGAAUCAUAAAGGGUCGGCAAGUGGAGGGAAGGACCUGAUCAGCUGAUCUCAUUGUCUGAAAAUGGUUGGACACUAAAAAAGUACACACAGACCACAAAUUUUCUUUGCAGUUUCUGACUACAGAUGGAAAGAUCUUGUAAGAGAAAUGCUGCCAUUACAAGUUCCAAUCUUCAGUGUGGAAGUUAAGGAUUUGAAGAUAAAAAGUGUGAAGUUGCAGUUUCCUGAAGUCUUGAAUUGAUUAAAGUUGAGCAGUUCAAGAAACAAUGGUAAGCGACCCUAUUUUGUAUUCAUGCCAACAAAUUGAUAUGUUCAAUUUAUUAAAAAAGAAAUUCCCUUGUUGUAGCUAAUUAACCUUUACUUUCUGUCAGCUUCAAAUAUAUUUAGAAUGCAUUUUAUUUUGAUUUGAUCUUUCUCCCAGACAAAGAAAAGGAAUGUAAC
Messenger RNA from Durio zibethinus, 1669 nucleotides. Its product is annotated as fatty acid elongase 3-like. Gene Ontology annotation, molecular function: fatty acid elongase activity. Lineage: Eukaryota; Viridiplantae; Streptophyta; Magnoliopsida; Malvales; Malvaceae. Gene Ontology annotation, biological process: very long-chain fatty acid biosynthetic process; fatty acid elongation, saturated fatty acid; sphingolipid biosynthetic process. Gene Ontology annotation, cellular component: endoplasmic reticulum membrane. The record is from RefSeq and is a predicted model, not a curated record.